Venturia canescens is the source of this 3153-nucleotide messenger RNA. Its product is annotated as annexin B9-like. The transcript has 8 exons. The coding region runs from base 367 to 1335 and encodes 322 amino acids. The record is from RefSeq and is a predicted model, not a curated record. Lineage: Eukaryota; Metazoa; Arthropoda; Insecta; Hymenoptera; Ichneumonidae. Gene Ontology annotation, molecular function: calcium-dependent phospholipid binding; calcium ion binding. Gene Ontology annotation, cellular component: cytoplasm.
UUUUCGAUGAAUCCAGUGUUACUUCGUCGAGUAAUUGAAAAAGAACAAGAUCUCUUGUUGGUUUCGCCAUUUUGUAAUCGCACCAAGUCGAAUAUGACGUGAACGCAACCAGCGUCACCGCGUUCACUUCAAAUCGAACACGUUUUAGUUAGCGUUAAUAACGCACUCGAACCGAAGCACCGGGCGGCGACGCAUGGUUGUCCUGUUGUCGUUUUCGUCGUGUUUAGGGAAGCAAUGUCAGUUAAUGAAUCAUUUCGAUUUAUCAUUUUAAAUGACAUUAGCCUAAAAAUAAAGUGUUGAAAUUUUCCAUUCGACUCGAAUGAUUACACCAGUCGGAAAUUCAGUGAAACUCGACUUUUCAACAACAUGAGUCAUCAAUGUAAGCUCAGUCCUACUGUGGUAGCCUACCAAGAUUUCAAUGCAAGUGCUGAUGCACAAGUAUUAUCAAAAGCAAUGGAGGGAAUUACGACUGAUAAAAAUGCCAUCAUCGAUGUACUUGCAAAUCGAACUAAUUUGCAGCGCCAGGAAAUCGUUUCUCAAUUCAAGGCAAUCUAUAAAAAAGAUCUGUUAACGAAUUUGAUAUUGAGGAGCAGCGGAAAUUUUGCAGAUCUAUUGGUUGCUAUGAUGACUCCAUUGCCCCAAUAUUAUGCAAAAGAACUGCACGACCAAAUGUGCCAAGCUGGCACUGAGGAAAGCGUCCUUAUUGAAGUACUGUGUACUCUACCCCAUGAGGAAAUUCUUGCUGUGAAACAAGCUUAUGAAACCAUGUAUGGAAAUUCCUUGGAGGAUGAUUUGUUGACUGAUGCAUUUGGUAAUUUGAAGCGACUGGUGGUAGCGGUAUGUUGUAUUUCUCGUAGUGAAUACCUCCGAUACGACUUGGAAGGGAUGGUCAUGAGGAUCCGGCAUUUAUCAGAGCAUGAACAGGAUCCGGCACCCUAUGAACCUUUCUACAUGCCUGACAUUCGAUUUGAAUCUGAACCACUUCAAAUACAUGAAAUUUUCAGGAAAUUCCACCAACGCACUGGAUACAGUAUAGAGGUAGCGAUUGACAAUGGUCUGCCACCAGAUACAAGAAAAGGGCUAUUGGCUGUUGAAAAAUGUGUGAAAGAUCGACCAGGGUUUUUUGCAGAGAAAUUGUACGAAAGCGCAAAGUAUGAAAUUGCUCAACCAUUGACAAGAUUGAUAGUGACUCGAUCCGAAAUUGAUCUUGGAGAAAUCAAAAGAGCUUUCCUCCAUGAAUAUUGUGAACGAUUAGAGAGCCUCAUCGCUGAUAAGUACUCGGGAAAUUACAGAAAUUGUAUUUUGGCUAUUGUCUCGUCGGAGCCAAAAAUUUAGUCGUAUCAAUAUAUUUUUUAUGGAUUCAGUACUUUGUGGGCAUGUUAUCAUAGCCAGACAACUAUACCGUCUUUUGAUACUAAUUUUUCCGAUGUGACAUUUGUUCAAGCCACCAACUUGAAAAGUUAUACCAAGCAUUCAGCAUUCGGGCUCCACCAACAUUACAGAAAUGAUCUGAUCGGCUCUGGUCUCCAUAAUUCAUACGUUUUCUCAUGUAUGGGAAUAUGCUGGACCAUUCCAUACAAGAAUAGAUGAGAAGAACAAUUGCACGGUUCCUGCUUGUACAUUCGGGGACGACACAGAUGAUAACUGAGACGAUUGAGAUGAUUAUUCAUGGGUAUACAAAACCUGGCUCGAAAACUGGAUUGUUCAAAGCCAUACCAACUUCUGCUUCGAGGCUGCAGGAACCAUUCCGAGUAAUAUUCCGGUCAGUCAAAAUUCUUCUAUCUCAACAAUUCUCCAGUGGACAAAUCAGUGCUAUUCUCGAUGAGUGAUAACAACAACCGUAAUGAUAUCACAUUCCGUUCAAACAUAUCAGGAUUCUGCACUUCUUUGAAAAAAACACUUUUUACAUUUCACAGUUUUCAUAUAUUUUUCCAUUUUUCAAGAAAAACUAUUAGAACAGUGCAUUGCACAGGGGAGGAUGUUGAGAGUUUAAAUAACGUGUUGAACAUGAAAUAUUUUAUAUAAAGUAACAAAAGGCUACGUUGAAAAAUUUGUAGAAUUUUAAAACUAGAUAUAAUUUUGAUUUUUGAUAUUUUGGUGUUAAAGGAAUGUUUUGAACUAAUUUAAUGGAAUCUUCAAAGUAUUCCAUUACCAUUUGUACUACCAUACAAAUGUAAUUUUAUCUCUUUCGGUUCAUCGGACUUCCAGGACAUUUUUCUAAAUAUUCCUGGAGGGUUAACCGCUAUCAUAACAUUAAAAAUUCAUCAAUCUUAACAAAUAAGUUACACAUAAUUUUAAUAAUUGUGAGAAUAAAUUUUAUUCGUUCCUUCGAUCAUCGAAAGAGCAAAAAAGCUCAGUUGCUUUUUUGAAUUACAAGUAAGGCAUGAUCUUCCUUAACAUCAAUUUCAGAAUUGCACCCGAGCAGUAACUUCCAACCAUCAUCAAACCGUUGAAACGUUGGGUUUCAUCCUUACAUCCUAAAUGACAAAAAUUCCAAGAAAAAUAUCGUGGCCAAAAAGCUUUUUUCUGAUUGACGAGAUUCAAAACUGAAAUUCAUGGAAUUGAUAUUAGAGAACUCUUCGGUUUUUCCUUCACGGAAUAACGAUUUCGUACAUUUAUUUACGUAUAACCAAGCGAAUAAAUACAAAAUAUUGUCUUCUUUGAUAUUUUUUAGAUUUUGAUAUUCAUUCACGUAGGAAUACGGUCUCGCAGAUAUGAAAGAAUUUCUUCAGUGCCUUUGGUUAGUGUAGCGUGUCUGGGUUGUUUGAAACAAUUUCCCGUGAGUAGAAGCGUUCUAAAAAUGAAAAAUUGAUUUAUUAUUGCCAAGUCUUACUCCUUUCCUUUUGUUUUUGUACGAAAUAGUUGUUUCUCCGUAUUUUCAUGACCUGCAUCUGUUGCGUGCGUUGAAAAAAUGUACGAUUGUGAUGAUCCGUAAUGCAUUUCGAUCAAAACGAUAAACGCACGUGCAGGGAAAAAGGGAGAAACUAAAAAAAUGCUCGUGCUGCUGUUCAAGGCCUUGCUCUUUUUUUACUGUGGGCAAUGCACACACAAAUGAUGCACCAUUUUCUAGCCUAAGUUACUGCAAGCUGCAAAAGCCUGUAUUUCGGGGGAAAAAAGUGAAGAAAAAAAUAAACGAUACAAAUGUCAAUAAAA